CACCCACCCCUCCGCCAGGAAAUGUGAGUGGGGCUGAUGGAAGCUGAUAGGCAGGACCGGAGUGUUAGCACCAGGACUGGAUGUGACAGCAGGCAGAGGAGCACUUAGCAGCUUAUUCAGUGUCCGAUUCGGAUUCCGGCAAGGAUCCAAGUAUGGAAUGCUGCCGUCGGGCAACUCCUGGCACACCGCUCCUCUUUCUGGCUUUCCUGCUUCUGAGCUCCAGGACAGCACGCUCUGAGGAGGACCGGGACGGCCUGUGGGAUGCCUGGGGUCCAUGGAGUGAGUGUUCACGUACCUGCGGUGGAGGAGCCUCUUACUCCCUGAGACGUUGCCUGAGCAGCAAGAGCUGUGAAGGAAGAAACAUCCGAUACAGAACAUGUAGUAAUGUGGACUGCCCACCAGAAGCAGGGGAUUUCCGAGCUCAGCAGUGCUCUGCUCACAAUGAUGUCAAACAUCAUGGCCAGUUUUAUGAAUGGCUUCCUGUCUCCAAUGAUCCUGACAACCCAUGUUCACUCAAGUGCCAGGCCAAAGGAACAGCGCUAGUUGUUGAACUAGCUCCUAAAGUUUUAGAUGGCACUCGUUGCUACACAGAGUCAUUGGAUAUGUGCAUCAGUGGUUUAUGCCAAAUUGUUGGCUGUGAUCACCAGCUGGGAAGCACCGUCAAGGAAGAUAACUGUGGGGUCUGCAAUGGAGAUGGGUCCACCUGCCGGCUGGUCCGAGGGCAGUAUAAAUCCCAGCUCUCCGCAACCAAAUUAGAUGACACGGUGGUUGCAAUUCCCUAUGGAAGCAGACAUAUCCGCCUUGUUUUAAAAGGACCUGAUCACUUGUAUCUGGAAACCAAAACGCUGCUUGGGGUUAAAGGUGAAAGCAGUCUCAGCUCUACAGGCACCUUUCUUGUGGACAAUUCUAGUGUGGACUUCCAGAAAUUUCCAGACAAAGAGAUACUGAGAAUGGCUGGACCACUCACAGCAGAUUUUAUUGUCAAGAUCCGUAACUUGGGACCCGCUGACAGUACAGUCCAGUUCAUCUUCUAUCAGCCUAUCAUCCACCGAUGGAGGGAGACAGAUUUCUUUCCUUGCUCAGCAACCUGUGGAGGAGGUUACCAGCUGACUUCCGCUGAGUGUUACGACCUUCGAAGCAACCGCAUGGUUGCUGAUCAAUACUGUCACUAUUACCCGGAGAACGUGAAACCCAAACCCAAGCUUCAAGAGUGCAACUUAGAUCCUUGUCCGGCCAGUGACGGAUACAAGCAGAUCAUGCCUUAUGACCUCUACCAUCCCCUUCCUCGGUGGGAGGCCACCCCGUGGACCGCGUGCUCCUCCUCGUGUGGGGGGGGCAUCCAGAGCCGGGCAGUUUCCUGUGUGGAGGAGGACAUCCAGGGGCAUGUCACUUCAGUGGAAGAGUGGAAAUGCAUGUACACCCCUAAGAUGCCCAUCGUGCAACCCUGCAACAUUUUUGACUGCCCUAAAUGGCUGGCACAGGAGUGGUCUCCGUGCACGGUGACAUGUGGUCAGGGCCUCAGGUACCGUGUGGUGCUCUGCAUCGACCAUCGAGGAAUGCACACAGGAGGCUGUAGCCCGAAAACAAAGCCCCACAUAAAAGAGGAAUGCAUCAUACCCACUCCCUGCUAUAAACCCAAAGAGAAGCUUCCUGUAGAGGCCAAGCUGCCAUGGUACAAACAAGCUCAAGAGCUAGAAGAGGGAGCUGUUGUCUCAGAAGAGCCCUCGUAAGUUAUAAAACAACAAUUUGUUUUUCCUUUGAGCUGAUGGACUUAAAAAAGCAAUGUCUCACUGGUUGUGCCUUUCAUGGGUUUAUGAACUAAGUGUGAGCAUCU
Molecule: messenger RNA, 1834 nt
Organism: Orycteropus afer afer
Lineage: Eukaryota; Metazoa; Chordata; Mammalia; Tubulidentata; Orycteropodidae
Source: RefSeq, a predicted model, not a curated record